Molecule: messenger RNA, 1302 nt
Organism: Mesocestoides corti
Lineage: Eukaryota; Metazoa; Platyhelminthes; Cestoda; Cyclophyllidea; Mesocestoididae
Source: the annotation of a GenBank genome assembly
AAAAGGGAGAUUUUGACUAUCUUUAUCGGACAAUGUGGUGUCCAAAUCGGAACAAAUUUUUGGGAACAGCUACUUUAUGAACAUGAUAUUAAUCCAGAUGGCUUUUCUCAGCUAAAAAAAACAGACUUUGAGUCAGUACACGAGCCUUUUGCCUUUUUUAACGUGACAAAAGAAAACCGAUAUGAAGCGAAGAACGGUCUGUUUAGAAGCCUUUUCAACCCUCUCUCUUUUAUCCAUGGAAAGGAGGAAGCAGCCAAUAACUACGCAAGGGGACGUUUUAUCGUAGGUGGUGAACUUCACGAACCAAUUGUCGAGCGUAUUCGCAAGGAGUUAGAGGCAACCGACAACUGCCAGGGCUUUGUUAUAAACCACAGUAUUGGUGGAGGUACUGGGUCUGGCCUGACUAUGCGCGUAAUGGAACAUCUCACCAACGUCUACUCAAAAGCUGUUGCCGUCCAGGUCCCAAUCCUUCCAUCAGAAUAUCUAUCUACUGCUGUGGUCGAUCCUUACAAUGCCGUCCUUCAUUGUGGCUCUAACAUGCCAUACAGUAACUUAACAAUCAUGAUGGACAAUGCUGCAAUUAUGAGCCUACUCUCACGUCAUCUGCAAAUUGAGAAGCCAACAGUCAUCUUCCUCAAUCGCCUCAUUUCGCAAAUCCAGAGCUGCCUAUUCUGUGGCUUUCACUACAACGCUGACCCCAUUUGCAGUACUCUUGAGGAAGUGACUACAAAUUUAGUUCCUUUCCCUUCACUACAUUUCGCGUACCUUCGCUACGCUCCGAUUGUUGGCACCCCUAGGCAGGACUUCCAGACUGCCGUACAUCCGGCCGAGGAACUAACGAAGGCCGCCUUAAGUCCUAAUUACAGCACCCUUUCGGCUGAUAAAUUUCCUAGGAGUAAGGUAAUCUCAACUUGUCUCUCUUUCCGAGGCGCUGCGGCUGGGUGGCAACGUGGCUUGGCAGCCGCAAUUCUUCACUCAAAGAUAAGCCAGUCUCUCAGUUUUGUUGAUUGGUGUCCUACAGGCGUAAAGAUAGCAAUACAUGCCGUGCCACCCCUACGACCUGUGCCCGAGUCCUGUCUAGCCGAGAGCCCUGCGAAUCUGACCAUGCUUGUGAAUGGAACCGCGGCAACCCAGCGGGCUCUACAAACUAUCAACGCACAGUUUUCAAGGUUGUAUGAACGACGAUGCUUCGUGCAUUGGUACGUUGGAGAGGGAAUGGAAGAAGGGGAAUUCACAGAGGCAUCUGACGUCGUAACCAAUAUUAUUUCACAAUACAAUAAUGCGGAGGCAUCAGAACGGUAG